AUGGUGAUAUCUUUGGGAAUUUUGAUGAUAGGAAUAAUGCUAAGCUCAAUAGUUAUAUUUUCUCUGAUGAAAUUUUUUCAUAAGUUUUGGUGGGUUCCAAUGCGCAUAGCCUAUGUGAUGAGAUCGCAAGGAAUAAGGGGCCCUCCUCAUAGCUUCAUACAUGGAAAUAAAAAUGAGAUUUCUAUCAUGAGAAGCAGGUCGAUGAACUUGCCUAUGGAUAUAUCACAUCACAUAUUUCCACGGAUUCAACCUCAUUUCGAUUCUUGGUUCCAAUUAUAUGGAAAGAAUUUUGUUUAUUGGGUUGGUCCUCAAGCCGAAUUAGUUGUCACAGAACCAGAGUUCCUCAAGGAAUGUAUGAGUAACCGAGAGAUUUCGAUGGGGAUACUAGAUAUAGAUCCUAUUUCUUUGAAGAUAAUUGGAGGAGGAGGUAUAGUUUUAUCUGAAGGUGACAAGUGGGCUAAUCAACGAAAAAUAGCAAAUCAUGCUUUCCAUGCUGAAAGGUUGAAAAACAUGGUUCCGGUAAUGAUAGAAAGUGUUGCCAUUAUGCUUAAACGAUGGCAAGAUGCCGGCGACAAAGAGGUGGAUGUCCUUGACGAGUUUAGAAUAUUGUCAUCAGACGUCAUUUCUAGGACCGCCUUUGGUAGCAGCUAUGAAGAGGGAAAGCAAGUUUUCCAAUUGCUCAGAGACUUAUUCGUAUUAGUUGGCAAAAACUUUUACAAAACCCAACUUCCUGGUUUGGGCAAGGUAUUCAAAAGUAAAGAAGAUGUGGAAUCUGACAAAAUGGAAGCUACCAUUCGAGAUCAAAUAAUGCAGAUUAUAACAAGUAAAGAGAAAACAUUAGUUUCAGGAGAGGAAGACAAAUCAAGUGAUGAUUAUCUUGGACUACUUUUAAAGGCAUAUCAUGAUGAAAUGGAUGGAAGUAGUUACAAGCUUUCCAUACAAGAUAUUAUUGAUGACUGCAAAACUAUUCACUUUGCGGCCCAUCAAACGACCACUCUUUUGCUCUCGUGGGCUACUCUUCUUCUUGGAGUCCACACGGAUUGGCAAGAAAAAGCACGAGACGAGGUACAGGAGGUAUUUGGUGAUGAUCAACAAAACCUAACUUCAGAAGGGAUAUCAAAACUCAAGAUAAUGGGGAUGAUAAUCAAUGAGACUCUAAGACUAUACCCUCCUGGAGUGUUUGUACACCGAAAAGUUUGGAGGCAAACAAAAGUUGGAAAUUAUGUUCUUCCUGCUAACAUAAAAUUGCAUAUACCCGUAUUAGCACUUCACCAUGACCCGAAAAUAUGGGGAGAAGAUGCACAUCUCUUUAAACCAGAAAGAUUCUCGGAAGGGAUUUCUAAAGCAACCAACAACAAUCCAGGAGCUUUCCUUCCUUUUGGUUAUGGACCUCGAUAUUGUGUGGGCUCAAAUUUUGUAAUGAAUGAAGCUAAAAUCACUCUCUCUAUGAUCUUACGCCGUUACAGAUUUGCUCAGUCCCCAAACUAUGUUCAUUCACCAGUUCAAGAGGUGAUGCUUCAACCAAAGUUCGGUGUCAAGAUAAUGAUUCAACCUCUGUAAUAUAUAGACAUAUAUUUAAGCCUUCGAUA
Molecule: messenger RNA, 1589 nt
Organism: Erigeron canadensis
Lineage: Eukaryota; Viridiplantae; Streptophyta; Magnoliopsida; Asterales; Asteraceae
Product: cytochrome P450 CYP749A22-like
Exons: 5
Coding region: 1-1560 (519 amino acids)
Molecular function (GO): oxidoreductase activity, acting on paired donors, with incorporation or reduction of molecular oxygen; heme binding; monooxygenase activity
Source: RefSeq, a predicted model, not a curated record